UGGAGUGUAGAUUGAUGUGAAAAAUAAUUGUGUGUGUGUGUAUAUAUAUAUAUAUAUAUAUAUAUAUAUAUAUAUAUAUAUAUAGACAUACACAGUGUAUAAAAUAUACACUGGCGGCCAAAAGUUUGGAAUAAUGAACAGAUUUUGCUGUUUCGGAAGGAAGUUGGUACUGUAUUUCACCAAAGUGGCAUUCAACUAAUCACAAAGUAUAGUCAAGACAUUACUGAUGUAAAAACAGCACCAUCACUAUUUGAAAAAAGUAAUGUUUGAUCAAAUCUAGACAGGCCCCAUUUCCAGCAGCCAUCACUCCAAAACCUUACCCUUGAGUAAUCAUGCUAAAUUGCUAAUUCGGUACUAGAAAAUCACUUGCCAUUAUAUCAAACACAGCUGAAAGCUAUUUGGUUCGUUAAAUUAAGCUUAGCAUUGUCUUUGUGUUUGUUUUUGAGUUGCCACAGUAUGCAAUAGACUGGCAUGUCUUAAGGUCAAUAUUAGGUAAAUAAAAUGGGAAAAAAGAAACAGCUUUCUCUAGAAACUUGUCAGUCAGCCAUUGUUUUGAGGAAUGAAGGCUAUACAGUGCUUGAAAUUGCCAAAAAGCUGAAGAUUUCAUACAAAGGUGUACACUACAGUCUUCAAAGACAAAGGAAACUGGCUCUAACAAGGACAGAAAGAGAUGUGGAAGCCCAGAUGUACAACUAAACAAGAGGAUAAUACAUCAGAGUCUCUAGUUUGAGAAAUAGAUGCCUCACAUAUCCUCAGCUGAGAGCUUCAUUGAAUUCUGCCUGCUCAACAUCAGUUUCAUGUACAACAGUAAAGAGAAGACUCAGAAGUGCAGGGCUUAUGGGAAGAAUUGCAAAGAAAAAGCCACUUUUGAAACAGAAAAACAAAAAGAAAAGGUUAGAGUGGGCAAAGAAACAGACAUUGGACAACUGAUAGUUGGAAAAGAGUAUUAUGGAUCUUAACCCCAUUGAGCUUUUGUGGGAUCAGCUAGACUGUAAUGUGCGUGAGAAGUGCCCGACAAGACAGCCACAUCUAUGGCAAGUGCUACAGGAAGCGUGGGGUGAAAUGUCAUCUGAGUAUCUGGACAAUCUGACAGCUAGAAUGCCAAGGAUCUGCAAAGGUGUCACUGCUGCACGUGGAGGAUUUUUUAAUCAAAACUCUUUGAAGUGUCCCUCUGUUCCUCUUAAGGACAGAGUGAGGGUGUCCCACAACUGGAUCCAUGGAGUCUGUCGCAAAGAGGUCCUUUUAAAAUGGAAGAUUAACUUGUUGCCAUGGAUACAGCUGGACUGUGAUGUGCUGUAUAUCUCUCAGGCAGCAAACAUCAGUGCGUACCAUCUGAGAGCUGAGAGGGGAAAGUUGCAGAACAAUUGUGUGGCCCUGUUCACAGGACACCAAGAAGAUGUGUGUAGAUUCACCCUGACAGACACACACCUUAUCAGUGCAGGAGGUGAUGGUAAAAUAAUUGUUCAUGACAGAGGAAGUGAUUACUCUGUUGAGUACUAUGGUCACAAUCAGGAGGUGAACUGCAUUGACUCUAAAGGAGGUGUAAUUGUCAGUGGUUCCAGAGACAAGACAGCAAAGAUUUGGACUCUGACUCCAGAUCGACUCGUACAGUUCUUACAUACAAUUCCCACGUUUGACAGAGUGUGGUCAGUGGCCAUCAGUCCAUCUCUAUGCAACUUUGUGACCGGAACAGCCUGCUGUGAGAAUUUCGCUCCUCUUCGAAUCUGGGACAUAGAAAGGUGUCACCUGGUGUCGUGUCUCGGUACAGAGUUCCGCCGCGGUGCAGGUGUGUUGGAUAUUGUCUACGAAUCUCCCUUCCAGCUCCUCACCUGUGGAUAUGACACCUUCAUCCGUUACUGGGAUUUGCGCGUCUGCUCCAGGAAGUGUGUGAUGGAAUGGGAGGAGCCUCAUGACAGCGCCCUUUAUUGUAUAAAAACAGACAAGAAUCACAUGAUUGCCAGUGGCUCAUCAUACUAUGGAGUAGUGCGCCUUUGGGACAAACGGCAAACCCGCUGUUUACAGAUGUUCCAGUUGGCACCCACCACUAGCAGCCCAGUGUACAGCCUGUGCUUCAAUACCUCUCACGUGUAUGCUGCCCUGGCCUCUGUCCUCUACUCCCUUGACUUUAGAACUACAGUGUCCCAGUCCUGGAAAUAACCAUACGUUUAUGUACAUUGUUUAUGCAUAUUUUUAGGCUCAGAUAUCAUUCUUUAUCCUCAACAUGUCCUCCAAGCCCAUGGUGAAGUAUCCAUCUUGCCUUUUGAAUUAUCAGUGCAGCUAAUGAUACAGUUAAGGCCUGGUGAACAAUUCCCCUGGCUUGCUCAGAGCUCCUGAGAGCGAGCAGGGUUCAUGACCUUCUGUGGCCCAAGUCUUAAUGGACUUAACACAUUGCCAGUGACCUCCGAGAUGUCUAAAACAAACACUGCUUAGAGCUGCCAGCACCCACUGAGGGGAUAUAUGCUAAGCCGCAGCUCAUAUGAUAAUAGAUAUAUUGUAACUGAAAGUAUAUUUUUCCAACAAUGAGCCAAUUAAAUGUGUUUUGUUUUCUCUUGUUUUCUUUCUUUGGUCUCAGUU
This is a messenger RNA of Myxocyprinus asiaticus (Chinese sucker), 2574 nucleotides long. RefSeq names its product F-box and WD repeat domain containing 4 (gene fbxw4). Gene Ontology annotation, biological process: SCF-dependent proteasomal ubiquitin-dependent protein catabolic process. The record is from RefSeq and is a predicted model, not a curated record. Gene Ontology annotation, molecular function: nucleic acid binding; protein binding. The transcript has 9 exons. Bases 949 to 2157 code for a protein of 402 amino acids. Lineage: Eukaryota; Metazoa; Chordata; Actinopteri; Cypriniformes; Catostomidae. Gene Ontology annotation, cellular component: SCF ubiquitin ligase complex.